Hydatigera taeniaeformis is the source of this 1071-nucleotide messenger RNA. The record is from the annotation of a GenBank genome assembly. NCBI's taxonomy places the organism in Eukaryota, Metazoa, Platyhelminthes, Cestoda, Cyclophyllidea, Taeniidae.
AUGGCUCGAAAUCAAGGAGCAAUUUUGAACCUCCUGCAAUGGCAAAAUCAACCUACAUCUUCUAGCGUGAGAUACAACCGUCGAUUCACCUCUGGUGAUCCUCAUUUUAAGUCUACCGAUUGUAAAAUUGGACACAUAUCUUACACAUAUUUGAUAAAUUUUUCAGUUGAAAGGAAUUUCGUUCGGGAGAACAUUCAGAGAGUUCGAAUGCCAAAGAUAAGCCCAAUUGCUGUAACUCCAUCUUCUCAUAUUUCUGACUCGAUCAAUGCGGGAACCGGCACUGUUGAUAUGUACCUGGGUGCUGUUGAUCGUGAUCAGAGUUCGGAGGAUAUGAAGAAUUAUUGUGAAAAUGGCAACCAAUUCAAUCAACAGAAGAAACCCCUCACCUCCGAUAUAGGCACUCAAACUGAGUUGCAGAACGACAAAACCGUGAAUUGCCGCUUCCAUAAAAGUCCACCGAAACGUAGUGGAUUCUUGAGAGCUCACGAAAAAACCGGUCAGUUGAACGCAAUGAUGAGCCUCAGUGAAAUUCCAGUCAAGAAACUGAUUCGAACACCUCAACUCACAAGAAUUAGCGUACCCAGGGCCUCCUCUGCCAAAGAUGUCAAAUUUACUCGAAGGAAUCUUAACUAUGUACGUGCUAAUGCGAAUGCUGUAUCCAACGGUUGCGUGGUAGAUCGACGAUCUACCAACAGGCAAUCCAUGCAUCCUCCAAGCGCACAGUCAAGAAGUUUUGGGAGAUUACCACCUUAUCUAUCUGAUCUAUCACUAGUCUCUUACAACGCAGAAUAUACCGAGAGAGAAAGGCAGCAGCCGGAACGGGGACUGAAGAAAGAAGCGCAACGCCUAAAGGUUACAGAAGAGUGUCAGAAAAAGAAAGAGAAGACACACUGCACUCCCUUGAAGAGGGUAUCAUACGCCAAAACUUUGGACGAAAUUACUCGUGCUCCAACUCAUAUACCUACGACUUGUAAUAAAGAUCUUCGAGCACAACAAGAAGAUCGUCUAUCUGAUCUCAAAGAGGUGAUUCGUGCCUUCCGCAAGCCUGUUGUUUUCAUAACGCUUGAUUAA